Molecule: messenger RNA, 6324 nt
Organism: Tyto alba (common barn owl)
Lineage: Eukaryota; Metazoa; Chordata; Aves; Strigiformes; Tytonidae
Gene: SLC4A5
Product: solute carrier family 4 member 5
Exons: 29
Coding region: 750-4277 (1175 amino acids)
Biological process (GO): bicarbonate transport; transmembrane transport; regulation of intracellular pH
Cellular component (GO): plasma membrane
Molecular function (GO): monoatomic anion transmembrane transporter activity; solute:inorganic anion antiporter activity; sodium:bicarbonate symporter activity
Source: RefSeq, a predicted model, not a curated record
GUUGGCGUAUCUCUAUAGUUAUAUUUAGCCUGAUCUCCUGGAAAACAGUGGCUUUAGGGUAGAUCCUCAGGUGUGCCCAUGCCCCAGAAAGACAUAGCUAAAGGAAAAAAAAGGAGCAGCUUGCUCUGCAGAGCCUUUCCAAAUGGCUUUUUCAAGAAUCAGAUCCCCAGGGAGGCACAACUUGCACCUCCUGGAGCAAGAUGGAUGUUUGAACAAGGCUUGCACAAGAGGAAAACACCCAUUUCUGAAGGUUUCCAGCUCUUCCCCAUGAACUACGGCUUCAGUUUUUAUCCCCAGGCAAAGAAAAGGAGAGCUGAGCAAUUUUUUAAAAAAAGACAGCUUUACUGGGGCAACAUGCUACCCCAGGGGAUGGUGGUAACUUCCCUCUGCUGGAGUCCGACCUGUAAUAAUCAGGGGAAGCAGCCACCGACAUCUUUAUACCAUUUUUCUGGCUGCUCAGAGCCCGUUGAUGCUGGACAGCAGCACAGGCAGCACUGAACAGAGGUCUGUUUGCAUCCCGUGAUGCCUCUCUGCUCCCAAAGUCAAUCAGCAUCACCCAAAAUACAUUUUAAGCUGGGAGCUACAGAGCGUUUGGCAGUAGGCGUCAAUACGAUGGUUGCAAGAGCUGCUUUAUCUCAAGUCAGUCUGGGCUCCUGCACCCACCAGUGCCCGUGACUUUACUCUGUGGCCCCAUCCUCCAGUUCCUGGGCGUUUUGGGGGAGCUCAAGCUCUCUCCGAGUGGCAGGACCAUGCUGGAAGAUGAGGAUGGGAUGAGCGAGAGGGGGCUCAGCAGCUCCAGGAGGAGAUACGACGAUGAGGAAGAUUACCACUCCAUCUACAUCGGGGUGCCGGUGCCCCAGGGCUACCGGAGGAAACGGCGUCGGCGAAGAUCUGUCUCCAGCCGGGACAGGACAAGCGAGAGCGAGCGGCACUACGAGCGCCAGGAUCGCUCCGACACCGACGACGGCGGCCACGGCUGCUACGAGAGCGGCAACGACAAUGCCAGCAGGACCAUGUCACCGGCUGCUGAACGCCUCCGCUACAUCCUGGGGGAAGAUGAUGAGCCCCCCAACCCCACGCUCUUCACGGAGAUGGACACGCUGCAACACGACGGCGAGGAGAUGGAGUGGAAAGAGUCGGCCAGGUGGAUAAAAUUUGAAGAAAAGGUGGAGGAAAGUGGGGAGAGGUGGAGCAAGCCCCAUGUGUCCACGUUGUCUUUGCACAGCCUGUUUGAGCUACGGACAUGUCUGCAGACGGGGACGGUGCUCCUGGACUUAGAUGGAUACUCUUUGCCCCAAAUUAUAGAUGAUGUAAUUGAGAAGCAGAUCGAAGACGGUCUGCUCAAGCCAGAUCUGCGGGAGAAGAUAAGCUACGUGCUCCUCAGGAAGCACCGUCACCAAACCAAGAAGCCAAUCCACCAGUCCUUGGCCGACAUUGGCAAGUCCGUCUCCAACACAACCCGCAGCCCCGUCCGGAGCCCGGCCGCCGGCGCUGCCUUCCACCGCUCCACCGAGGACCUGCGGAUGCGGCAAAGCGCCAGCUACGGCCGCCUGCGUCACGCACAGAGUCGGAGCAUGAACGACAUCUCGGACACGCCGAGCACCGACCAGCUGAAGAAUAAGUUCAUCAAGAAGAUCCCCAAGGAUGCAGAGGCCUCCAACGUGCUGGUGGGAGAAGUGGAGUUCCUGGAGAAGCCCUUCGUGGCUUUUGUGCGGCUCCUCCAGGCAACGAUGCUGGGAGGGGUGACGGAGGUGCCCGUCCCCACCAGGUUCCUCUUUAUUCUCCUUGGUCCCGCGGGAAAAGCUAAAUCUUACAAUGAGAUCGGCAGAGCCAUCGCGACUCUCAUGGUGGAUGAUCUUUUCAGUGACGUUGCCUACAAAGCCCGAGAUAGAGAAGACCUGAUCGCCGGCAUAGAUGAGUUUCUGGAUGAAGUCAUCGUCCUGCCGCCUGGCGAGUGGGACCCCAAUAUUAGGAUUGAGCCACCCAAAAAAGUGCCCUCAGCUGAGAAGAGGAAAUCAGUUUUCUCGCUGAAUGAAGUGGGGCAGAUGAACGGCAUGGCUGGUGGGGCGGGCGCCGGGGGCGGUGGAGGAGGCAGCGACGAUGAGGAGAUGCCCGAAGCUCACGAAAUUGGGGAAGAGCUCGCUUGGACUGGCAGAUUUUGCGGUGGCCUCUAUUUGGAUAUCAAGAGGAAGCUGCCCUGGUUCCCGAGUGACUUCUAUGAAGGCUUUCAUAUCCAGUCCAUCUCUGCCAUCUUGUUCAUCUACCUGGGCUGCAUCACCAACGCCAUUACGUUUGGAGGCUUGCUUGGGGAUGCUACGGACAACUACCAGGGCGUCAUGGAGAGCUUCCUUGGCACAGCAAUGGCAGGCUCCAUGUUUUGCCUCUUUGCUGGGCAGCCGCUCAUCAUCCUGAGCAGCACCGGCCCCAUCCUCAUCUUCGAGAAGCUGCUCUUCGACUUCAGCAAAGGCAAUGGCAUCGACUACAUGGAGUUUCGCCUCUGGAUCGGCUUGCACUCUGCCCUACAGUGCCUUAUCCUGGUGGCCACCGACGCCAGCUUCAUUAUAAAGUACAUCACUCGCUUCACAGAGGAAGGCUUCUCCACCCUCAUCAGCUUCAUCUUCAUCUACGAUGCCAUCAAGAAGAUGAUUGGAGCCUUUAAGUACUAUCCCAUCAAUUCAGACUUCAAGCCGGACUAUGUGACCAUGUACAAGUGCGAGUGCAUUGCUCCUGACCCAGCCAACGCGACCUUGUUCAAUGCUUCAGCUCCAGUGACACCAAACACCACUAACUCUUCUCUGUACAAUGCUAUUAACCUAACAGCUCUGGACUGGACUCAGCUGAGUAAGAAGGAAUGUCUCAAAUACGGCGGCAGCCUUGUAGGGAAAUCCUGUAAAUUUGUGCCUGACCUGGCCCUUAUGUCCUUCAUCCUCUUCUUUGGGACCUACUCCACGACCUUGACCCUGAAAAAAUUCAAAUUCAGCCGCUAUUUCCCCACCAAGGUCAGGGCUUUCAUUGCUGAUUUUUCCAAUGUCUUCUCCAUCCUGCUUUUCUGCGGAGUGGACGCCUGUUUCGGACUGGACACCCCUAAGCUCCAUAUCCCCACUAUCAUCAAGCUGCGUAAACUUAUUAGCGAUUUCUCUAUCUUUGUGUCCAUACUAAUGUUUGUGGGGCUGGAUUUGCUUUUUGGACUCAACACCCCAAAGCUCCAAGUGCCUACUGAUUUUAAGCCCACCCGUGUGGACCGAGGGUGGUUUGUGUUUCCCUUCGGGAAGAACCCCUGGUGGGUUUACCUGGCGAGCGCCCUGCCCGCCCUCCUCGUCACCAUCCUCAUCUUCAUGGACCAGCAGAUCACGGCCGUCAUCGUCAACAGGAAGGAACACAAGCUGCGGAAAGCAGCGGGCUACCACCUGGACCUCUUCUGGGUGGGCAUCCUCAUGGCCAUCUGCUCCUUCAUGGGGCUGCCCUGGUACGUGGCAGCCACCGUCAUCUCCAUCGCCCACAUCGACAGCUUGAAGAUGGAGACGGAGACCAGCGCCCCGGGAGAGCAGCCUCAAUUCCUGGGCGUCAGGGAGCAGAGAGUGACGGGCAUCAUUGUCUUUGUGCUGACCGGGAUUUCUGUCUUCCUGGCCCCUAUCCUGAAGUACAUCCCCAUGCCGGUGCUAUACGGUGUCUUUCUGUACAUGGGCGUCGCAUCUCUGAACGGCAUCCAGUUUUGGGACCGCUGCAAGCUCUUCCUCAUGCCGGCCAAGCACCAACCCGACUACGUCUUCCUCCGGCACGUGCCGUUGCGUCGCAUCCACCUCUUCACGCUGGUGCAGAUCAUCUGCCUGUCCAUCCUCUGGAUCCUCAAAUCCACUGUAGCUGCCAUCAUCUUCCCCAUCAUGAUUUUAGCCUUGAUCCUGGUGAGGCGGCUGCUGGAUUUUGUCUUCUCCCAACACGACCUGGCCUGGAUUGACAACAUCAUCCCUGAGAAGAAGAAGAAGGAGGAUGACAAGAAGAAGAAGAAAAAAGGCAACAAAGGAGACAGCAGCAGCGAUGAGGAGGAAAGAGGUCCUCUACCUGGAGCUUCGCGUUCUGAUUCCUCCCUGAACAGUUCAGACCUGGAUCGCAGUAUUACGCUUCAUCUGAAGAUUUCUUGCCCUUCGUCUCCUGCAUUUAACUACUCCCGAAACCCCAUCUGCGCCGUGCCCCAGGUGAAGAUAGAGAUGGAGUCGGACUAUGAGGACACUGACACCGAAAAACCACCUCGGGACAUGGGCAGUGAGACCACGCUAUAGUCCCACGCAGCACUUCCUCUGAAAUAUAUAUAUAUAUAUAGCUAUUUAUAUAUUCAUAUAUAUAUAUAAGGCAAAUUGGGCUUAUUUUUCUAUGUGAGACAAAGGAGACUGUGGCCCCAGGGGUCCGUUGCUCUGGUAGUUUUCAGCGUCACGAGUUAAACGCGUUGUUGAAUUUUCUCCCUUUCUGCCAGGUGAGGGCGUCACCGUUGGUGGCAAAAUGGGGGCUGAAAAGGUGGAAUUGGCGAUUUUGGCCUCUGCUUACCCCUGAGCCGCUGCUGGGCUGGGGCAGUUGAAGGGUGAAGGCUGUGGGGGCAGCCGGGAUGAGUGCAUGGCUGAUGGGGAAGGCGCUGGGGUGAUGUUUUUGAGGGGGAUUUUUGGGGUGGGCAGGAGGUUUGCAUGGCUGAGAAGGGGGUGGGGGGUGCCUCCCUGCUCCCCAACCCCUGAAAUCACAGAGUGGCUCUUGGUGAUUCUUCUUUUGUGAAGGGGAUGGUGCGUUGGGCUUUGUGUGGGCAGGACGCCCGUCCCUUCUUGCGGCGUGGCAGUGCAGAGGGGUCCCAGCUCCGCUCAGCCCAGGCUGGAUGCGUGCGAGGAGGUAAACCAGCUCAGGUUGUUGAAGCUUGAGGGCAACAGCAGCCAGGCUGUGGUGGGAGAGCAGAGCUGGGAGUGGGGGCCUUGGUUUCCACAGGGGAUGGGGAAUGGUUUCUGCAGGCAGCAGGACACGCUUUUGGCUGGGAAAUAAGAGCAGUUGCUGCAGCAAAGCUGUUUGGUUGCCCAUCCCCACGUCCUCACCCACAGCUCUCCCCAGGGGGGGUGAUAAGAGCCCUCUCUUUCCAUCCUCUCUCUCCCUCCAGAGGGGAGCGAGAUGUUCUCAAGCCGUUAUCUCUCUGGAACAGCCUGCCCAGCCCCUGUGCAAGGGGUUUUGCACCCACUUCAGCUCCUCAAUCCUGGUUAUUCGCCCGUGGUUUAACAGCAAGCGGCUGGUAACAGGGAGGGGAGAGCAAGCAUGUCCCCUGCCACGUACCCACCCGUGCUUUCCAGCCUGUAUCCAGCAGCUCCCCGCUUGGUCUCCGCCUGCAUUUCGACUCCACAGAAGUUUCUUCCCACCCGCCGCUGCCUUUGGGUCCUCGGGGAAGGGAAGGGAACAGGUUAGGAGCCAGUGCAGGCACUGAGCUCAGUUUGGCUCUGCCCAGCUCUCACCACCUCCAUUUCCAGCAGCACUGGGGCAGUGACAAGGCUUUUAAAGGGUUUUUUUCCCUCCCAUGGACUAAUCCCAGCUGCAGUUUAAAAACACUUGUCCGAAGCAACCCUCUCAAAGCUGUUUUUUUACUCAUUUUUGCUAGAUGGUCUCUUUAUUUUUUCUCUAUUUCAAACCCCACAGAGCCCCAACCUUUCCCCCCAGGCAGAAACAGCCUACCUGAUAGUUAUAGCAGCCAUACGGGGGUUUCUGGAACACAGUUAAAUAUUGCAGCUGGUCUGGACCUUUGCGUGGGACAGAUCCCAGUUCUCUGUAAAUAGUCAAGUCCAACAGAAAGACUUGAAUGCAGUUUCCUAUGUAUAGCAUUUUUUUUUUCUGGUUCAGGUGCAUGUCCUGGGGAAAUGCAGUGAGGUAAAGAACACAGGAUUACUCCUGUCACCACUUAAGCUUGAUGGUAACAUUAAGAACUAUUUCAGCUUGAACACAUCGUAUCCGUUUUGUAGUGUUUUGUACCAAUCUCCUGUGUGGUAGCUGAAGUGUGGUACAGGCAGGCUUAUGAUUUUAAUCAGAGAUUAAUUUGCUUUAUCCAGUCCAUCAGCUCUGCUCUACCACACCCCUAGAAAGGCUUUGUGGACUGUGGUAGAUGUUUCAUAGAGCAGAGGCGAAGCCACUCUAGCAUCCAGCUAGUUUUGACUAAAUUUGUCCAUUUUGCAAGGGUCAGACGUGGUUUAUACUUUUUGUAUACAAAAACAGUGGAGAGUCUCAGAUUUACCACCUCCAUUACAGUACCACUUUAGCCAUUUUGUAUUUAUCAGUGAUACAACCCAAUAAACCUUAUUUCAAUGAGUCUCA